AUGGUACGGACGCGGUCACGCCGUUUGUUGUAUUGCACGGCUGGUUACCCUCAGUCAUCGGCGGUGGCUUUGUUGGACGACGACGCGGCCUCGAAGUUCGCAAGGAGCUUCUAUUCUGAUCUCGAUGCUUACAAGCGGGUGUCAGAGCGAGCGAACCAGACAGUUACCGUCCGCAAAGCGUUGGAGAGGUCACCCUUUCGCACGACCGCUGUAAAACAGCUCGUGGCCGGCUUCGAUAAGACCAAAAAGCCCGAUGGGACCUUUCAGCAUUCUGCGGAGAUGAAAGAUUUCUUGACAACCACGUUGUCGGCAAUGAUUUCAUCUGCGCCAGUGGAGGAGUUGCACAAUUACGAGAAGAACAAAGCCCAAUAUCAAGCAGCCGCCAAGAAUCGCACCCCAGAGCGGGCCAUGGCGGUUGGGAUUGGCAGUUGUCUGGUGGACCAGCGGAAUAAGAUGGACAUCGUAUCCCCGGCCCCCUUGGCCUCGAAGGGCCUGACUCUAUCGAAGGCGUCUUUUGGGAUCGAGGCAGAGGAGCCGACCGUGAAGCUAAACGACGUGUCCUCGAACCGCUCCGUGGCGCCGUGGUUCUCUCCGCCAGCAGCUAAUACAGGGCUGCCCGCAGCAGAUUUAACGGCGCUGCGAGCUGAAGCCGAAAAGCCGGGGUCUUUUGAUGAAUUGAAAAUGGGUGCCUUCUGCAACUCCAAGCACAAUCUCUUGUUCCGUCGUAGCGGCGCGCCUUCGGAUACGGAGUUCCCCUGGCUGCUGGCGAUGGACCACUACUCCAGUAGUGCCGUUGUUGUUUGGCCUGCUCGGCUCGCCAUGGUGCCUUUCUACCCUGGUGUUUUCGAGGUCGAGUUGGAUCUUUCUAUCGAAAGCUUGCCGCUGAUGGCCGUCACCACGUGGAGUGGAUUCGAAGCAGUGCGGUUCUCCUGGAGAUCGCCUGCGUGGACGCGGCUUCACUACCCCAACUCCGGGCUGCCACCAGCAAUACGUGGCAUCGUGACGUGCGAUCCAGAGCCGCUGAAGACCGUGGCAGCGAACAUGUGCUUCUUCGACUUCGACCUCGCCCUCCUCCGGUGGCUGGCGCCCCGCAUCGACAUCCCGCUGCCACGGAAUUUAACCCUCGCGGAAACGCUCUUCUUCAUGAUAUCGAACGUCCGCCCUGGGCUCACAGAGGACGAGGUGUUCAACAUCGUGGCCUUGCGCGUCGCAGUGGAGCCCGAGGAGUGCGCCGCUGAGUUCCUGCAGGUGGACGAGGGCGCCAAGUUGCUGAGCCCAGAGGACGAGAAGGAGAUAACGAAGCAGCAGAAAACGUUGUCGACUGACCGCGAGAGCAAAGCCACGCUCGUGGCAGACAUGGUCGACUGCAAAGCUCGGAGGCGGGCUGCCGCCGCCGAUGCUGCCGGCAAGGGCCGUGGCAAGGGUAGAGGGAGGGGCCGGGGCGCAGGCCGGGGCGGGCCUGCCCCGCCGCCGCGGUCAUUGGACCGAGAAGCCCUCGCGAUGAUGGAGCAAUCGGAGGCCAAAGUGUUCAUGCCGCCCAAUUCUUUCCUUUGGAAAAGCCGCGCCGAUGCAACGUGGCACGGUCGUUUCAGUGACUUCCCCACGCACAAUCGGAGCACGUCCCUGUGGGGAGAGGACGCCCUUUGGAUCGUGAUCAGCCUUUGCUGGCGCGACUGGUGCUGGUCGACAGCAACCAGCAUGGCAGACUGCCCGAUGACGGGUUUGUGGGCUGAGCCCGCAGUUUGA
Molecule: messenger RNA, 1746 nt
Organism: Prorocentrum cordatum
Lineage: Eukaryota; Dinophyceae; Prorocentrales; Prorocentraceae
Source: the annotation of a GenBank genome assembly